Osmerus eperlanus (European smelt) is the source of this 1876-nucleotide messenger RNA. RefSeq names its product putative E3 ubiquitin-protein ligase UBR7. The record is from RefSeq and is a predicted model, not a curated record. The coding region runs from base 13 to 1455 and encodes 480 amino acids. Gene Ontology annotation, molecular function: zinc ion binding; ubiquitin protein ligase activity. Gene Ontology annotation, cellular component: cytoplasm. Lineage: Eukaryota; Metazoa; Chordata; Actinopteri; Osmeriformes; Osmeridae. The transcript is spliced from 12 exons.
CUACUGGCAUUCAUGAUGCCGUCCUAUUUACAUCACAAAGGUUGGCGGGCUACUCGACGUCACAGUUGUGCUUCAUUGGCCGUGUUCGUAGGAGCUCUCAAGCUCUCAAGCAAAGCUAGUUAUACAGCAACGCUCUGCCCGGUUAACCGGUCGAUUCCGUCCUCCAAGUCUCUUAUCAGCUUGCAAGGAAUGGCGGUUAACGAAGACAGUGAGGCUACCCUGUCACUGAACGACAUUCUGGAGGAUGACGAACUGCGAGAAGCUAUGUCGGUGUUGGCGGGCAGCGACCCUGAGAAAUGUUCAUAUCCCCAGGGCUAUGUGAAGAGGCAAGCUGUGUUUGCAUGCAACACUUGUACACCAAGGGGAGAAGAACCGGCAGGUCUUUGCCUUGCUUGUACCAACAAAUGUCAUGAUGGCCACGACAUCUUUGAGCUCUACACCAAAAGGAACUUCCGCUGCGAUUGUGGAAAUAACAAGUUUGGCGAGUUUCGGUGCAAGCUGAUUCCUAACAAAGACGGACGAAAUAUAAAAAACCAGUACAAUCACAACUUCCAUGGCUUGUAUUGCUUCUGUGACCGACCGUAUCCAGAUACAGAUGACCAGGUAGAUGAGGAGAUGAUUCAGUGCAUCAUCUGUGAGGAUUGGUUCCAUUCCAGGCACCUGGGCUCCACAGUGGAGGACUCGGAGGAGCUGCAGGAGAUGGUGUGUGAACCCUGCAUGAACAGAGCUCCCUUCCUGUGGACCUACGCCGCACACCUCGCAGUGAUCACUGUAAGCCCCUGUCAGGAGGUGGAUGUGGAGGAGGUUGAAGAGAAGGAGGAGGUGGAGGAGGAUGUGGAUGUGGUGGACAGUAGCGACCAGAAGGAGAAGAGGUGCAAUGGAGGCGAGGGGGCGUCUUCCAAGCCUGCCUGUCAGAAGCAGGAGAAAUUAAGGGAGGACGAGAACGGAAACUCCUCCUGCAAGCGAAGCCGUCAGGAGAGGUCCGGCAGCCCGGGGAAGGGCCAGGCCAGGCCUGUGGCCUGCAGGCUGAAGGAGCUGCAGGGCGGGGCCCUGAAAGGCGGGGCCCUGGAGAGGAGCAGGGAGGGAGCCGUGUUCUGGCCAUAUCACUGGCGUUCACAUCUCUGCACCUGCAUCACCUGUAAGAGGGCGUAUGUCCAGGCCGGAGUGCAGUUCCUAUUGGACGAGACGGACACCCUCCUGGCCUAUGAGAACAAAGGAAGGACGGAGCCGUUUGGCGAAGACCUGCUGACGUCAUGCCUGAGUUCCCUGGACCACAUCCAGCAGCUAGAGAUGAUUUACCAUUUCAAUGACCUGAAGACGGAACUGACUGAGUUCCUGCAGCAGUUUGCCAGUGAAGGAAAGGUGGUCACAGCUGAAGCCAUCCAGCAGUUCUUUGAGGAGCUGCAGGCCAGGAAGAGGCGCAGGACCAGUGGAGGGCAGCAUCACUGCACCUGAUGUCCUUCAGGACGCUGUAGCCCACCUGCUGAUACGCUGCUAGAACAACCAACUAACACCUUUUUCCUUUUGAAUAAAAGCUCAGAUUUAGGACACGUAUAUCAAUAUGUUUAUCCAUGUUAUAAUGGGUUUAGAUGUCUCCAAUAAGCAUUGAAUGUCCUCAAAAUGAAAGAUAUAAAAAGCAGUGGUCUGAAGAGCGAUGCACGGCUGUGUGGAUGUUCUCUGACAAAAGUUUCAAAGAUGUUUAAGUGCUUUUGUCAAUUUAGAAAUGUGUUCAUUCCUGUGAAUGUGAAGUUUAAUGCUGCUCUUUCUUGCAUGGUAAUAUACAGUCCUCUUGUUCUAACAGGAUUCAGUUUUCUGCUUUUAUACUUAUUUGUUGGCCAUAGUUUGUGUGAAUCUGAAUAAAUGAAAACAGUAUGAA